Plasmodium relictum is the source of this 20106-nucleotide messenger RNA. RefSeq names its product conserved Plasmodium protein, unknown function. The record is from RefSeq and is a predicted model, not a curated record. Gene Ontology annotation, biological process: axonemal central apparatus assembly; cilium movement. NCBI's taxonomy places the organism in Eukaryota, Apicomplexa, Aconoidasida, Haemosporida, Plasmodiidae. Bases 1 to 20106 code for a protein of 6701 amino acids. Gene Ontology annotation, cellular component: axoneme. The transcript has 14 exons.
AUGGAUAAUUUUAAAAUCAAUAAAGUUAAUAGAAAUAAGAUAGAUACAAAUCAAGAUUAUGAAAAUGAUACUAAAUUUAAUAUUGAAACGGAAAAUUUUUAUUUUUUGAAACCUAAAGAAUUUAUUAAAGAUAGAGAAAAAAUUUUAAAAGAAUUUAUAAAAAAAAAAAAUGACCACAUAAUAAAAAAGAAUAUUUUGAAAACUAAUAUUUCAAGCGUUUAUUUUCAGGCUACUCCAAAUAUAGUCAUCUUCACUUCUUAUGUUCCAUUUAAAAAAUACGAGAGUUUAGUGUAUUUAAAAAAUAUUGAUGUGAAUGCAAGAAACCUAAAGUUGGAAAUAGAAGAUAAUCAAAUCUUUAAAAUAAACUAUAUAUCUGAUAUAAAAAAAAAGGUAGCACCUGGAAUGCUAUUUAGUUUUAAAAUUGAAUUUUAUCCUCAAUCAUGUGUAAACUAUGAAUAUGAUCUUGAGAUUUAUUCAGAUAAUAAAUCUUUUACUUUACCAAUACGAUGUAUAAAUAAUGAAAUUGCAUUAGAUGUGCAAGAUGAAAUAUAUAUAGAUGAAACACCCAUAUAUAUGAAAAAUGAAAAAAGCAUAACAAUAAAAAAUAUAGGGAAAUAUGAAAGUAAAUUUCAAGUAACAUUAAAUCCUCCUUUUUAUAUUAAUUCUUCUAUUCAUACACUUGAGGCAGGGGAAAUAAUAGAAUUAAAGGUUAUGUUUCUACCAAUGGAGGAAAAAAUUUAUGAAGAUUAUAUGAUAAUAAAUUAUGAAAACGGAAUAAGCACUUACACAAAAAUAAAAAGUAAAGGAAUUGUAGCUAAUGUCUUUAUAAAAGAUAAAGAGAUUUUUGUUGAUGAUAUUUACAUAAAUAAAUCUAAAGAAAUAAGCAUUUUUAUAAAAAACUUAUCCUUUUUUUUAUUGACAUAUAAUAUAAUAAAAUAUGAAGUCUACGAAUAUAAAUAUGAUAAUUCCUCAAUAAGUAUAAGAAAUUCUAAAUUUAGAGAAGAAAAUAAAAUUAUUGAAGAAACCUUUAUUACUGAGAGUGAACUAUCAGAUAAAUAUAUAAUUGAAAACCAGAUAUAUAGAAAUGAAGAACAUUCUAAAUAUACUACUGAGGAUAAAAGUUACAGCGAAGAGAAUGAAGAUGAUGAAUUAACUGAUAAUGAAAUAAUCAAAAAUAAGCUGAUUGAAGAAUACAUAGAUAAAACGAGAGAAAAUAUAUAUGAAGAUAAUGAAAUAUAUAAUCUUAAAAAUUCUACCAUUAAUUACGAAUCUUCUAAUGAUUCAUUUAAUGAACAUUAUUAUAAAAAAAAAAGAAAAAAAUUAAUUAGUAUCUAUCCAAAAUUCAAGAAAUUAUACAACGAUAAUGACACAAUUAUAACGGUUAAAGUUAAUCCUUAUUUUGCAUCAUUUUUUAAAAUUGUAUUAUUUUUAUUUAUAAAAGGAUACAAAAAAAAAGAAGAAAUAGUCAUUUAUUUAAAAAGUAUAACACCUGAAAUUAUUAUUUCAAAUAAUAUACAAAAAAUUGAUAGUAUUCUUAUAAAUACAUACAAAAAAUUAUCUUUUGAACUUAUAAAUAAUAGCAAAAUUGAUACUUCCAUAAAAAUAAAAAAAAUCGAAGAUGAAAAUAAUGAAUUUAAAAUUGAACACAGUAAAAUUAUUUUACCCGGAAAAUCUCAGAAAAUAUUUGAAAUAAUGUAUAUCCCAAAAAUAAGUGGAAUUUUUGAAAAAACUUUUAUAAUUCAUCAAAAAUACACUAAUGUUAAAAAAGAAUUUAAAAUAAUAAGUAAUUGCAUACUUCCAGAAAUUUUAUUUAACAUAGAAAAUAUUAAUUUUAACAAAGUAUCACAUAGUUUUAAAUAUGAAAAAAUAUUUUAUAUUACUAAUAAUUCAGAUUUAACUUUAAAUUAUGCAUUCAAAGUUUGUAACGAAUUGAAAGAUGAAAUCAAAAUUUUGAAACAACGUGGUGAAUUAUGCAAAUAUGAAAAAGAAGAAAUUCAGUUAUUAUUUUUUCCUAAAAAAGUUAAAAAUUAUAUUUAUAACAUUGAAUUUUUAUUAGAUGAAAUUAAAACAUAUAAAAAGAUUCUACCUUUUCAUGCUAUUUGCGAGGUUCCAGAAGUUGAAUGCCAACCUAAUUUCCUAAAUUUAGAACAAAUAAUCAUAGAUAAAGAAUAUUGCGAAAAAAUUAAACUAAUUAAUAAAUCCGAAAAUACUGAUGCAAAAUAUGAAUUAAUUUUAGAUAAACAAAUAAAUGAUAUAUGUAAUUUAGAAGCUUCAGAAUACAAAGGAAUAAUAAAUAGAAAUGAUUUUAAAUAUAUAAACAUUAGUAUAAAAAGUAAAAUAAUAGGUUAUUUACUUAUAGUUAUUAAAAUUAAAAUAUCAGGUUAUGAAGAUCUUUUAUUUUUAAAUAUAAAAGCUUAUUCCUCAUGCCCUACUAUAAAAAUAAUUCCUAGUAUAAUUGAUUUUGAAAAAUGUAAUUGUUUAGAAGUAAAAGAAAAAACUAUUGAAAUAAAAAAUGAAAGCCCAAUUAGCACUUUUAUAAACUUGUCUAAUGAUUUAUCAAUCUUCAGCUAUUCAGGAAAUAAUUUUUAUAUUCCACCAAAUGAAUCUAUUUUAGUUAAUAUGUAUGCUAAUUGUUUAGAAACAAUAACAUAUAAUGACAUAUUAAGGGUAAAUGUUCACCGUAAAGAUGAUAUUACUAUACCAAUAAAAGCUCAAGGUAUAGGAUGCCCAAUAUUAAUUAAUGAAUGUUCUAUAGAUUUUGAAGUAAUUUACACAAAUAAAAAAUAUUUCCAUGAAUUAAUUAUAUUCAAUAAAGGGAUAAAUGAAAGAAAUAUACAUUUCCUUUUUGAAUCGGAAAAAAAAAGAAAAAAAAAAGAAGAUCACAUUGAAAUUUUUAAUGUUACACCUAAAUCUUUAUCUAUAAAGGGAGGAAGUGAAACGGUAUGUAUUUUAAGCGCAUUUAAUACAAAAGAAGAAAAGCGCGAAGAUGUUCUUUAUGUCUAUGAAGAUUUAAUAAAUACAAAAAAUUUAUCUAAAAAUUUUAAAAAAAUAAAAAUAUUAUCAACUUUUGUUUAUCCUGAAGUAGAAAUUUGUGAUAUUUCAAAAUUUGUGUAUAAUUUUUAUGAAAUAAAUAAGGAAAAAGAGAAAAAGGAAGAAAAAGAAGAAGUCGGAGAAGAAAGGGAAGAAAAAGAAACGGUAGAAAGGACUAAAUAUAUUAAAAAUUUAAGCAAAUUAAUGCAAGAGGUUGAAGUAAAAAAUUUAAAAAAUGCAAAUAUAAAAUUCACUUUAUCUACAAAAGGCCCCUUUUUUGUUGAACCACAGGUAAUAGAAUUAAAAAGCAAAGAAAGAAAGAAAAUUCCAUUAUUUUUUGAUAUAGAUUUUAUGAAUAAUAAAAUAAAUAAAAUUUAUCAAGAAAAUUUAUUAGUUAACUUUUUUGAAAACUCUAAAAGACAAAAGUACGAAUUAGUUGGAGAAACUAUUUAUCCUAAUAUUACUAUGAGUAAAAAUGUUAUAGAUUUUCAGUAUAUUUUAAAAAAUUUAUAUACACAAGAAACAUUAGAAAUAAAAAAUAUAUGUAAUUUUAAAGUAUAUUUUAAAUGGUAUUUUGAAGAGAAUUAUAUUAAUAAAAAUUUUAGUGAAGUUUUUAAUAUAACUCCCAAUAAGGGUUACUUACUACCCUUCGAAAAAAAAAUAAUUACUGUUACAUAUAAUAGUAUAAAUGAAAAUUAUUACUGUAUCAAUAGUUUAUGUGAAAUUAAAAAUGGUCCUGUUUAUCCCUUGAAAUUAAUAGCUGGAUAUUCUGAAAUUAAAUACAGUAUAAAUAAGAAGGAAUUAAAUUAUUGUGUUCAUUAUAAAUCAAUUGGUGAAGAUUUCUUAACUAUACAUAAUACAGGAAAAAUUAAAUUAUUUAUUGAAAUAAUAUAUACUAUUAAAUUCCCCUCUUUGCUAUAUACAAAUAUAAAUAACUUUUUUAUUGAUCCAUAUAAUAGUAAAGAUAUUAUUUUUUAUUUUAUACCAGGAUUUCCUUUAAAAAUGUCUGAGAAUAUUUUAAUAAAAAUUUGUAACUUUGAGGAAAUUAAAAUAAAACUUAAUUCAAAUAACUUUUGUAACAUAUUGCAUUUAAAUAUUGAUCGUGUUAACAAUAAUGAAAUUCAUGAUAAAAAUAAUUCCUCGCAAGAUGAAAUUCAUUCUGAAACAUCGUGUCAAUUUAUAGAGAAAGACGAAACUCAAAAUGAAGAUUUAAAAAAUUUAGAUAAUUUAAUUAAUAAUACUUUUCUAUUUACUGAUGAGAGUUCAAUUUAUGAAAAUCAAAAAAAAUUACUAAUAAAAAAACUAAAAAAAAUGUAUUUAAAUAUUUUUUUAUCAAUCAAAAAAAACAUUGAAGAAAUACUAUAUAUCUAUUAUUCAAAUGGAAAUAAUAAAAAAAAUUCCGAAAUAGAUGAACAUGUUAACAUAGAUACAGCAAUUGUAGAAAUAGAUGAAACAAAUACAUAUUUUAAUACAAGUAAUGGUGAAGUAAAUUCACAUAUAAACACAAAAUAUAAAUAUGAAAUUAUAAACAUUUUAAAAAAUUACUGUUCAAAAAAUAUAAAAUGUAUAUUUUUUGUUGAUUUAUUAAAAUCUUUAAUACUGAAUCAGAAAGAUGAUAAUUAUAUCUUACAUAUUUUUUCAAAGCUAAAUAAAUUAAUGAAUUUUGAAAAUAUAUCGUGCUAUAGUUAUAUAAAUAAUGAAUACAUUCUAAAAUUUUUGAAGAGAAUAGUUUUAGAAAGUAAUAUUGAAUUAAAGAUAGUUCAAUUAAAUAUAGGAAAUUUAAUUAUUAAUGAAAAAAAAGAAAGUAUAAUUAAUAUAAAAAAUGUAAGCAAUGACAAAAUUAUAUUAAAUUUCAAUAUGAAAGAAUCAGAAAAUAAAGAUAUAAUACUGAUGUAUGAUAAUAAUGAAAUAUGUAGAAAUGAUUCAAUUAAUUUAAAAAUUAUGAUUCAAAAAAAUUAUACAGAAGAAAAUAAAUUUUUAGAAAAAAUAUUUUUAUAUUUAAAUGAUAAUAAUUAUUAUACUAUUAAUGUAAAAUUUAAUUAUAUAAUACCUGACAUAAUGCUUUAUUAUAGACAAAUAAAUUUUGAAAGAGUAGAAAUAAAAAGAUGUCUAUGUAAAGUAAAUAGAUUAAUAAAUACAAAAAAUGUAGAUAUUAAGUUUAAAAUAAAAAACAUAAUAUUUUAUAAUAAAAAAUUAGAAUAUUAUCACUUAAAAAAAAAAACUCAAAUCUUUAUUGCACCUACUAAAGGGGUAAUUAAAAAUAAUUCUUAUUUAGAUAUCAAAAUAUUUUUUGAACCAUCAAAUAUAUAUAAAAAUGCAAAAAUAAGAAUUGAAAUUUUUGUUUACCAUUCUAAUUUUAUAAAGACCAUUGAUGUUUAUUUAAAUAGUACAAAAGAUAAUGUGUGUAUAGAUAAAUGUGAUAUAAUUAUAAAACCGUUAUUAUUUAACAGUGGAGAAAAAUAUGAGAUAAUAAAAAUAAAUAAUGUAAAUAAUUAUUCUAAAUAUUUGUAUAUAUAUAAAUCAGAUAAUUAUUAUAACUACUUUGAAAGUUUUAUAUACGAUCUUCUAAUUAUACAUAAACAUAUUUAUAUAGAAAAAAAUGAUGAAAAAGAUUUUUUUUAUGCAAAUUUGAUACCUUAUUUAAUUGAUAUAUAUAAAAAAAAAAUUGAAGAUAUAAAGAAUAAAGAUGAAAAAGGUAAAUAUUUGAAUGAUGACUAUAAAAAUCUUCAAAUAGAAAAUAAAGAAUAUCACAAAAGAGAGUUUCAAACUCAGAAUAAUGAGAAAAAUAUAGAAAAAUUUAUUAAGAUCAGUUAUGAUAAUGUUAAUGUGAUAGGAAAUGAAGAAAGAAAUAAUAAAAGUAAUAAAAUAUAUAAAGAAAAAGAAGAAAAAAUAGAAAGAACAAAAAAGGAUAUUAAUCCGUUAAGUGGUUUUAUACCUCUAGAGAAAUGUCAUUCCAAUGAAUUAAUUAAAGAUGUAGAAUACUCACAAAAAAAUAUAAAAAUUUUACAAAAUAAAAUUAAAAUUUUAGAGGAAUUAAAUAAGAAAAAUGAAUUUAAAUAUAAUUAUUUUGAGGAAUAUUUAAAAAUGUCAAAAGUAAAAAAAAAAAUAAAAGAAAAUUAUAUUAUAAUUUGCCCUAAAUACAUUGGCCAUAAAGAAAUUGGUAGCUAUUUAUUUAAAAACAAUAUUGUGAAUUUUUUAAAAAAGAAAAAAGAAAAGAAAGAUUAUAAAUACGAUAACUUUUUAACUGUAAAUAAAAUAAUUCAAUGGUGUAAUGAAUUAAAUGAUAAAGAUAACUAUCCCCAUAUCGCAAAAAAAAAUUUUAUUCAUUAUUUAAUUUAUGAAAAGAAUAUUUACAACAAGAACAAUUCUACUAAAAAAAUACUGAAGUUGAGAAGAAAUAUAAAUGAAAAUAUUAAAGGUGAAGAAAAAAUAAAAAAUUCUGAAUAUGAAGAAGAAAAUAGUUCAGAUUAUUACGUAAGCGAAUUUUUAAAUAUAAAUGGAAAAAAAAAAGAAAGCCUAUUACAUUCUUAUAAGGAUAAGGAUAAAAGUUAUAAAGAAAAAAAAAAAGAUAUACAUGAAAUUAAAAAAAUUGACAAUGUAGAUAAAGAUAUAACAAAUAAAAGUAAAGAUAAGAAUUUUACAAAGGAAAAAAUAGAAGAAAACGAAAAAAAUAAGAAAUUCAUAAAUAUAUAUAAAAAUAAAUUUAAAAAAAAAUUAAUUACAAGCCACAUAAAAUCUAAAAUAGACAAUAAGCAUAUAACGUAUAUCAAUAAAAGAAAAAAUAUCAACAUUAAUAACAAAAAUAGUGAAAUUAGUUGUGCAUAUGAUAAAAAAACAUUUUUUAAUAAAUACAAUAUGAAAUAUAAAUUUGAAUAUCUAAAUCACUUUUUUAAUUUCUCUCUUUUAAAUGAUGAAGUAUUUAUGAAUGAUAUAAGACUAUUUUUAAAAUUAACCGUGUCUGAAAAAAAAAAGAACAAAAGUGAAAAUUCUAUUAAAAAAAAAAAUUUUCUAAAUUUAUUCGAAAAUAUUCUAAAGAAAAUUUUAGUAUCUCCACUUUAUAUUAAUGGUGUUGUAUUUUUCUUUAAAAAGAAUAAUUAUAUAAAUCCAGAAAACUUUUUCAGUUCUUUCCUAAAAAUGCAUACUAAUGAAAAUAUUUUUAUAAUACAUUUAAAUCCAAUUGAAGAAUAUGAAAAAUUUUUUAAUAAAAAAAAUUAUAUAGAAGGAAAAAAAGAAAAUUUAAUUUUAAGAAGCAACACAGAAAAUAUUACAACAGACGAAAAAAGCGAUAAAAAAAGAAAAGAAGUAAAUGAUAAAAAGAAAAAUGAAAAAAAUGAUAAAAAGAAAAGUGAAACAAAUGAUAAAAAGCAAAAUGAAUUAUUUGAUGUGCAAAGAAUUAAAUAUUUUUAUGAAAACUUAUUAAAAACAUUUCACAGAAAAAUUGAAAAAAAAUUAAAUGAAAAAAAAAAAGUUGAAAAAAUAAUAGAAUUAUUAAAUAUAAAUUUAAAUAUAAACAGUGAUGAAAAUAAUCUUUACUCCAAUGAUAGAAAAAAAAAAAAAGAUAUCAAUAUAGAAAAUGAAAAGACAGUUUUAAAAAGACUAACUAAGGAAAUAGAAUAUAAAGAUGACAAAGAACAAAUAGAUAAAUCACGUAUUGAUCUAUCAGACAAAGAUGGAUUAGGAAACUAUUUAGAAAAAAAUGAAAAAUUAGAAGAUAUUAAAAAUGAUAUUAUUAUUCAUGAAAAAAAUGUGAGUACCAUAGAGUAUUUUGAAGAUAAUGAAGCUAAAAAAUCUAACCCUAUACAAAAUUUAUAUGAAAAAAUGAAAAACUUCAAAGAAAAAUAUAUUUUAAAUAAGCAAAUAAUCAAUGAAUUAAACAUGGAAUGUGCUAAAAGAAAGGAAAAUAUUGACUAUAAAAUUAUUAAAUACAAUAAAAAAGUAAAUAAAAUAAAUAAUUAUAUAAAAAAUUCCAAUUACGUAGAUUAUUUACCAUUUUAUAAGGAAUUAAAAGAGACAUUAAAAAAUAUUUUAGAAGGAUAUUUAAAAAAAAAUAUAAAUUAUUCUGAUCAAGUGAAUCAUAUUGAAUUAGAAAAUAUCGUAACUUUAAAAAGUGAUGAGGAAAUUGAAAAUAAAAAAUUAGAAAACGAAAAAAAAAUAAAUUUCAUAAAAAAAAUAAAUCUUGAACUUAGUGAUAAUUUUAUUGAGAAAAUAUAUGAAGAAAUAGAUGCAAGAACGUUAGAUGAAGAUGCUAAGAAUAAGAAAAACAAAAAAAAUAAUGAUACUAGUAAUUAUAAUGAAGAGGAAAGUAAUAUAAAAACAGAACUUGAUGAAAUAAACACUAUAAAUAACAUACAAGAAAUUAAAAACAAAGUAGAAAAAAUUACCAAUGAAAACAUAUUACAUGAUAAAGAUUAUUCAGCUAGAAAUUACAAUGCAAUUGAUAAUAUUACUGGUAUAAAUAUUAAUAAAAAAGACGAAAAUGUAAAAAGUAUUAUUGACAAAAAUGAAGAAUUACUAAAAUACUUGAAACAAACUUCUGUUCAAAUAACAUUUAUAUUUUUUUUUAUUAAUGAUGAAUUAUAUUUUAGAAAAAAAAAAAUUCUAAAUGAAAUUUCAAAAAAUAUAUAUCAAAAAUACUCUGACGUAAAAACAUCUGCUUAUUUUUUUGAUAUUCCCAAAUCAAAAAUUUAUGAUACUUUUAAUCUAAAAAAUUUAAUUCAAAGAAAAAAAAAUUUAGACAAAUAUGAAAACAAUAUUUAUAUUGAUAAUGAAAGAGGAACAAAAGAAGAAGAAGAAAAGAGAAAAGAGAAAGAAACGAAAACCAUAGAAGAUAAGGAGAAAGAAUUAUUUACAGUUUAUGAAAAAUUAAAAGAAAUAAAAAAAGAAGAAAAGAUAGAAACAGAAAACGAGGCAAUAAUAAUAAAAGGAAAAGAAAAAAAGGAAAAAGAAGAACAAAGAAAUAAAGAAAAGGGAAAUGAAAGAGAAAAUGAAAAGGAAAAAAAUAUGAAAAAAGAAAAAGGUGAAGAAAAAAAAAUAGAAAAUGGUAAAGAAGAAAAAAAGAAAAAAAAAAAGGAAAAGGAAAAGGAAAAAGAGAAAGAAAAAGAAAAAGAAAAGGAAAAAGAAAAGGAAAAGGAAAAGGAAAAGGAAAAGGAAAAGGAAAAGGAAAAGGAAAAGGAAAAGGAAAAGGAUAAAGAAAAGGAAAAGGAAAGGGAAAGAAAUAAAGAAAAAGAUGAAAAAGAGAUAGAAGGUAAAGAUAAAAAAAAAAAAAAUAAUGCAGAAAAUAAAAACGAAAAAGAAAAGGAAAAGGAAAAGGAAAAGGAAAAGGAAAAGGAAAAAGAAAAAGAAAAAGAAAAGAAUAAAAAGGAAAAGAAAAAAGAAAAGGAGAAUAGAAAGGAAAAGAAAAAAGAAAAGGAGAAUAGAAAGGAAAAGAAAAAAGAAAAGGAGAAUAGAAAGGAAAAAGAAAAAAAAAAGGAAAGCAAUAAAGAAAAAUCAAAAGAAAAAGACGAUGAAAAAGAAAAAAAAAGAAAAAAUAAUGAAGAAAAUAAAAACGAGAAGGAAAGGGACAGGGAAAAUGGAAAGGAAAAGGAAAAAGAAAAAUCUAUAUUAGAUGAAAUAAAAUACAGUGAAAAUAUCAGAAAUGAUGAUGCAUAUGUAAUAAAAGAAUAUAUAAAUAAGCACGCUAAAUAUGAAAAAGAGAAUACAAAAGAAGAAAUGAUACAAAGCAAUAAAAUGAAAAGAAAAAAGAGAAGUAUGAAUGAAAAGGAAAUCAAAGAUGCUUAUUAUGAAGAAUUAGAAAAAAGAAAAUAUGAAAUAAAAGAUGAAUAUGAUUAUAUGUUUUACAAAUGUUAUAAUUCAUAUAAUACAAAUAAAUUAAUUGGAAAUGUUAAUAUAGAAGAUGAUGAUCGAAAAUUAAUUGAAUUUUUACAAGUGGAUACAUAUGAUGAUAAAGGGGAUGUGAUAAAGUAUAAAAAUAUUACUCAUUUUAUGUUAGAAAAGAAUAACUAUACAGAAAUAUAUAUAAAAAUUAAUACUUGUAAAAUCAUAAAUAUAAAAAAAAAAAUAUGCUUAAUAGAUAUAUUAGGAAAUUAUAUUUUUUUAAAUAUUCAUAUUAUAAUUGAUAAACCCAAAAUAUACUCUAACCCUUACUUCAUAUUUAACAAUAAUGUUUCACUAUUUAAUAAAGGUAACAACUUCAUUUUAUCUAAAAAUUUAUAUAGCUUUGAUAAAGUUUUAAUAGGAAAGAGUUUGAGUAUCUUUAAGGAUAUAAUAAAUUCAGAAUUAAAAGAAGAAAGUGAAGAAUAUGUUUCCUAUUUUCUAAAAAAGUUUGAAGGUAUACAUUCACCUAAAUAUAAGACAAAAAUAUAUAAAAUAAAAAAUAUAAGUGCUUUAGAAAAUAGUAAAACAGAAAAAGGUAAAACAAAUAGUAUUGACGUGAUAAAAAAUAAAGAAAUUUUUAAACAUUUAUAUAAGCAUAUUCAAGUUUUAAAUUUAUUUAAUUCAUCUUAUUUUGAUUGUUUCGUUGAACUAUCUUUUGAUAAGUUACAAAACUAUGAUGAUGCUAAAUCUUCAGAAAUAAAAAGUGUUGAUAAUUUUCUAAUAUAUAAUGACUUUUAUGUAUAUCCUAAUAAAUUUGUUAUUUUAUCAAAAAAAUGUCAAAAAAUUAUUAUUCUAUUUUUACCUAAAAAUCCCUCUGUUUUUUUUGAAAAGCUAUUGCUAUUAAUAUAUUCCAUGAAAGAUAAAAUAAAUGAUAGAAACAGUAAAGAAGACAUAAUUAAAAAAAAAAAUGAAACAGAAACAAAUGAUGAGAUAUUCCAAAGAGAAAUUUUAUUUAAUAAUAAUAAUCUAGAGACAUCAAAUAAAGAAAUUGACAAUUAUAUAUAUGACAUUUUUACUUUGUCUUUAAGAGGAGAAGGAAUAAGGUGUUCUUUAAAAAUUGAUCAGAAUUGCUUAAAUUUUCAUAAAAUUCUUUUAAAUACUAUUCAGAAAAAAACAAUAGAAAUAAAAAAUGACAGUUAUUGUGAAAUUGUUUGGUAUAUUGAUGCUAAUGAUUUAAAAGAUAACUCUCUUAAAAUAAAUCCUGUAAAGGGAAAUUUACAAAUAAAUGAAAAGAAAAUAAUAACCAUUUGUAUUAAUACAAAUAAAGUUGAUGUAAUAAAAAAAAAAAUUAAAAUUAAUUAUGUAGAAAAAAGCAUAAUUAAAAAUGAUGAAGGAAAAAAUAAUACUUAUUUCACUUUUUUUGAUAUUGAAGCAGAAAUAUGUAAGUCUUUUGUUCAAAUAAAUUUCGAAAUCCUAGAUGAAAAUAAAAGUGAUAAAUAUGAUGAAUUAAUUAAAAAUUGUGUUGAUGAUACAAAAAAAAUAUUAAAAAAUACAACUUCGUUAGAUAUUUUAAAAAGUAGAACAAAAGAAAAAGAUACUCAAUCUAAUAACAUGUAUGAUGUGAUAGAAAAAGAAAUUAACUUCAUGUAUGUACAAGUAAAUGAAGUUAAAAUUUGUUUAUUUAAAAUUAGAAAUAUAGGAAAAAUUAAAAUUUCAUUUUAUUUAGAAUUAAAUGAUGAUUAUUUUUUAAAUUUUGUAACCAUUGAUAAAGUAAAUGAUUCUAUAAAUUCAAACGAAACAAAACUAAUAAAGUUAAAAUUAAAAUCAUAUAAAAAAAUUAAGUUUCAAAAUAUUCCUUUAUUUAUACAUAUUUAUGAUGUUGAUAAUAAUUACAUUCAAUCUUAUAAAUAUCUAUGUAGUGUAUUUUUUGAUUAUAAUUAUUUAAGAAUUAUACCUCCUAUACUUAAUUUUGAUUCCGUUGAAAUAAAAAAAGAAGAAACGAAAUUUUUUAAAAUAAUUAAUGAAGGGCAUUUUGAUUUUAAAUAUGAAAUCAAAUUAAUAAAAAAUAAAAUAAAAUAUGUGAAUAGUGAUAAAUUAUUAGAAGAUAAUAAAAGAGAAAAUUAUGAGGAUAAUAAAAUACUUGAAAUAAAUCCUUUUGUUAUUUUUCCUAGAAGCGGUUUAAUAAAAUCAAAAGAAGAACAAACAAUUAGUGUUCUUUUUAAUUCUUCAGAAGAAAAAUAUUACAAAUAUAUUUAUAUCGUUGAGGUAGAUAAUCUUAUGACAGAUACAAAUGUAGUUAAUAAAUGUAAAAAAUUAAUAGGAAAAAAAGAAAUAAGAAAACAUAAUGAAUUAAUUAAAAUAUUUGCAUCAUCAGUUACACCUCGAAUUUCUUGUGAUAUAAAAAAUAUAUUUGAAGAAGUUCUUGUAUUAAAAAAAAUGGACGAUUAUCGUGAUUUUUUAGACUACUUUUUAAGCAAAAACAGUUAUUAUAAUAUUGAUGACAAUACAUUGUAUUACAAAUAUUCUUAUGUUAAUAAAUAUAUUAAUGAACGAAUUAAAAUUACUAACACAUCCGACGUAAAUGUAAAUGUUAAAAUAGAAAUUAGAGAAAUAGAUUUUUUAAGUCAUAAACAUAAAAAAAAAAAAGGAAAAGAAAGCGAACAAGAAAUAACGAAGGAAAAGGAAAAAGAAAAAAGAAAAAUAGAAAGUUUAGUUCAACAAAAAUCGUCUAUUAAAUUUAAUAUGAAAAUCCAAAAUUAUAAUGAAGUAAAAAAAAUAAGGAAUUUUAGCGAAGAUGAUAAUGAUAAUAAUACUUUUAUUAUAACACGUUAUCAGCAUAAAUAUAUUGACAUAUGUUUUUAUUCUAGUCAAAUAGUAGCUAAAAAAUUUCUUGUAAACAUUUAUGUUGAAAGAUCUCAAAAUUUUUGUUUAUGUUUUUCUUUCUAUAUAAAUGUAGAAUUCUUUUUGCCUUCUAUUAAUUUUACCAUACCACCUAGUUUAUUAGAUCAAAAAUGUGAAAGUAAGGUUUUUGAUUUAGGUGAUAUUCAUGUAAAUAGCGUAAUUUCAUUUAAAAUAAAAUUAAAGAAUUUUUUCAAAUAUCCUGUCUUUAUUAAAGUAUUCUUUGAAAAAAUGUAUACUCUUUUUGAAAAUAUGCAUAAUAAUGAAGUAAAAAAACAAAUAAAUAAUAAGGAAAAAUUUGAAAACAAAUUAAAUAUUAAUGAAGAUAUAGAAAAACAUAUAAAAGAUAAUAGAGAAUUAAGUAUCCAAAUAAACGAAAACGAAAAACAUAAAACUCAGAAGAGUGAUAAUGAAAAAAAAAAAUAUAAUAAAUUAAAAAAUAGAAAAUUAACAAAUGGAAAUGUAAAAAGUAACACUAUUGUAGAUGAAAAAGAUACAGAAGAUACUUUAGAAAUGCAUCAUACAAUUAAUAAUAAUGAAAUGCUUACUAGUAAACCAUAUACUGAAGAAAAAAAAAGUCUUUUUAAUGUUUUAAAUAACAAUAAUUUUUUUAAUGAUAUUAGAGAUAAAAUACUAUUAAAAAAAAAAAAUAAUAUUAUGUAUUUUGACUAUAAAAAUAUAAAAGAUAUUAUAUAUAAAGAAAAAGUAAAAAAAAAAAAAUUUGAGUUCGGUUGUUUUCAGUAUAUCGGAAGUAACAGUUACAUUUUAAGAGAAAAUGAUGUAGUAUUCUUUAAGAUAAAAAUAAAUAAAAAAAAGGUAGAAGAUGAAAUAAAUAGAAGAAAUAUAAAUGAUCAAUUAAAUAAAAAAGACACUAGAGAUGAAAUAAAUAAAAAAAAUAUAGAAGAGGAUUCAAAUAAAAAAACAGAAGACUAUCUACAAAAUACUAAUGUUGAAGAAGAAAUAUAUAAAAAAAAUGAUAAAGAUGAAUUAAAUAAAACAAAUGUUGAAAGUGAGUUAGAUAAAACAAAAAAAAAAAAAAAAAACAAAUUAAAUAAAAAAAAAAAUGAUAAAACUGUCUACGAAAAUGUUGGGAAAAACGGGGGUACUGAACAUGUUCAAAUAAAAAAAGAAGUGCUAGGUAGCCUAAAUAUUGAAGUUUUAAAUAAUAAUUACGAGUUUUAUAAUUUGAAAUUUUUAGGAAAUAUAAAAGAAUGCAAAAACUACUGGAAUCUACAAAUUUUAAAAAAGCAAAUAAAAAAUGUAUAUAAAAAUAAUUUUUAUAUUUUUAAAAAUCACGUAAAUUUUGAUAUAUUACCCAUAAAUUAUAAUAAUUUAUUUAAAUUUUCCUAUAUAAAUGAGAACAGUUACGACUUAUAUUUUAGUAUAGAAUUGGAUAAAAAAAUAAAAAAUUUUAUUGAUAUUAAUCCUUUGAAUGGAUUUGUACCAUCUAAUAGUUCUUUUUUAUUUACUUUAAGAAUUGAAAUAAAGGAAUCUAUCAACUUAGUAAAGAAAAAAAUACCAUGUAGAUUUUCCAUGCACCCUAUUAAUAAAAAAAAUUUCAAAAUAAGUGAUUCUCUAAUACAUGAUGAUGACUUAUACAUAAGUUUAGAGUCAAGAGAAAUAAAAGUUUCUUAUAACAAAAAAAAAAUUAUUUUCAGAAAUAUUCCUUUUUUUAAUUAUUCAAAAAAUAAAUUUCUCUUAGAAAAUUUGUCAAAUGCCAAAUUAUAUGUUGAAUUAAACAUUAUACCUAAGAAUGAUUUCGAUGAUAUAACAUCUGUUUAUUCUUUUGAACCUUUUAAAGAAAAUAAUAUUAUUUCAAUAUUAAACGAGAAAAAAGGUGAGGCAAAAAAUUUUAAUUGCAUAUCUUUAGAUAGUAAAGAAAUAGAAAACAUAAAAAGUAGCACACAAAUAUGUAAUAAGAUAAGAAAAAAAAAUAAAAAUGAAAAUGAUGAUUUAAUAGAAAAUUCUAAUAGAGAAAAUGAAACGACAAAAGACAAUGAAAAUAAACUAAUUGAUGAAUUCUACUUAACUAAAUAUGAUUUAAAUUUGUCUGAUUUUGAUAAUAAUAAUAAUAAUAAUAAUAGUAAUAAUAAUAAUUUUGAAAUUAAUUUUAAUGAGACCAACAAAAACAUAGAUAAAAACAAAAUUAUUAAAAAAUAUUUUACUAUUAAUGGAGGAAGUAGUAAAUAUAUAAAUAUAUAUUGUUUUCAUCACUUAUAUAAGAAAAAAUUUCAAUCUAUGUUACUUAUCAAAAUAAAAUAUUAUGAUGAAAUAAAAAUACCCAUUGAAAUGGUUUUUGAAAAUUAUGAAAAAGAAGAUAUUUUUCUAUUAACAAAUUUUAAGCAUAAGGAAAUAGAUGAUAGCAAGGAAGCAAAAAAAACUGAAAAAAGGCAUCAAAUAUUGAUAAUUAGCAGAGGUAUUUUAAAUAAAAUAAAUUAUAAAAUAUAUUUGUUGAGCAUUUCAAAUAGGGACUUUGAAUAUUUUUUUGAAAAAUCUAAUGAAAUAUGUAAAACAGAAAGCACAUCUCUUCUAAAUGACUAUGGAAAAAAUAAUACUGGAAAUAGUAAUAACGCCAUUGAUUGUGUAAAUUAUAAGGGUUUUAUUAAGGAAAAUAAUUUUUCUAUUAUUAAAUUUCUUUUCAAUUCUUUUAAUUCUCUAACGUAUAUAGGCAAUUAUAAUUUUUACAUAAAUAAUAAAAAGAAAGAAAAUGUAGAAUUCCAAUUAAGAGUAAUUGAACCACUUAUAUUUUUUAAUACCUCUUUUAUACAUAUAAAUAAUUUAAUAUUAGGAAAAAGCUAUUGUUUUGUUUUUUAUCUAAUUAAUUUUGAUUUAAUGCAUAUAAAUUUUGAAUUUGAUAAAAAUUCUUAUAAUUCUUUUAAUAGUAAAAAGGAAGUAAUCAAAAUAGUCCCAUCUAAAGGAACUGUAAAAUCUUGUUAUAAAAAAAAUAGAUACAUUUAUAAGUAUAUAAAUAAAUCUAUACAUGAUGAAAAUUUAAGGAAAAAUAUUAGCAUGAAUAAAGUAGAUACAUUAGGAUACGCUUCUCCUUCUUCUCUAGCGGAAAAUUCCACAAAAUAUCAUUCUUGUGAAAGUAAAUUUAGCGAUAAUAUGUCAUAUGACAAUUUUCAGAACACUUUAAUACAAAAAAAAAAUAAUAAAAAAAACAAAAUUAACUCCUAUUAUUCAAAUGAUUUAAAUAAUAUAAUAAAUUCCUUGAGUGAUGGUUCUAUUUAUUCUUCACCAAAAACACCUUUGUCCUUAUCAUCAGGUUCUGAUUUUAGUUCUAAUAAAAAUAAUAUAGAAAAGAAAAAAAAUAAUAAUAUAAUAUACAAAGAUUACAAAGAAAAUACUGAUAGUAUUUCAGAGAAAUAUGUAGAUACUUCAUGUUCAUUUGAUAGUGAAUCAUCAACGAAUACAUUAAAAAAAAAUGAGAAAGUAAAUAAUAGAAAAAAUAAAAAAAAAUUUCUAAUAAAUUAUUAUUUAAAAAAUAUAUGGAAAAUAAAUAAGGAUAAGUUUAAAAGGGAAAUUAGACAUUUUAUUGGAAAAGGUAAAAGUCAAAAAAUAAAAUUAUACUUUAAACCAUAUCUUGAACAAUUUUAUAAUUUUAGCAUAUUAUGCAAAAUUAAUGGGAAAGAAGAACCAUUGAAAAUAAAUUUUAAAACGCAAGUUAGUAAAAUUAAUAUUAAUUGUUAUAUAGAAAAUUUUAAUAAGGAAAAAAUUAGAAUUAAUUUACAAAACUCUAUGUUAAAUAAAAAUAAAAACAAAAAUAAAAACGAUUUGAUAAAUAUUUAUGAAACAAUAGAUUUUAAAGAAACUUUAAUAGGAAAAAAGAAAGUUUCCAAAUUUAUAAUUGAAAAUUUAUGUUCUUUUGAUUUAUUUUAUAAAUAUUAUUUACAAACAAAUGAUGAUGAAAUUUCUAUACAAUGUAGCAGUAGUUAUAUAUUAAAAAAUUCUACAUUAACUAUUAAUGUUGAAUAUAAGCCUCUAAUUAAUCAAACAUACGAAAACCGUUUAAUUCUUAACAUAGCAGACUUUUACAUUAUAAAUGUAAAAAUUACAGCAGUUUCAACAAAUUUUUUAAUUAAUUUUUCUUUUUACAACUUUGACUUUGGUAAUAUUAUUUUAUUUCCAAUUUUAGAUAAAUAUAUUAAUACAAAAAGAAUGAAUAUAAAUCAAUACCAUGAAGAUAGUUUUUCUUCUACUAAUAGUUCCAUAUCAUCUCUUGUGUCUACUUAUAAAAUGAGAGAGAAAAAAAAAAAAAAAAAACAAUCUGAAGAAAAAGAAAAAAACGAUAGCAUUUUGCAAAAAGAUAAAAUACAAGAUGUAGAACACGGUGUGAUAAAAGAAAAGAAAAAACAACAAAAAAAGGAUAAGAAAAUAAAAGAAUAUAAAGAUGAAGAUAAAGUUUCCUAUAAAGAUAAAAAAGAAGAAAACACAAAACUGAAAAAAAGUGAAAAAAUAGAAAAUAUAAUGGAGGAAAAAAUAAAGGAAAAUAAAGAGGAAGUAUAUAAAAGCGAAACGAAAAAAAAUGGAGUAAAUAAGAAUGAAAAAAUUGUAAAUGAAAUAAAUUCAUUAGUUAUGAAUAGAAAUAACAAAGACAAAAAAGAAAAUAAUAAUACAGAAAUAUUAGUAGAAGAGGAAAAUAUUAAUACAGUAAGAACAAAACUUUUUAUUUAUAAUAAUAAUGAUGAAGACUGUUAUAUUGAAUAUGAAUUAAAUGAAUAUUGUUUAAAAAUAACAAAUGCAGAUAAAAAAAUAUAUUUAAAAAAAAAAAGUAGAAUUUGUCUUUUUAUUUUGUUUAAGCCAAAUGAAGAAAAAAAUUAUAGCUACAAGAUACCAUUUAUAAUAAAUAAUGAUUUAAAUAAAAUUAUUUAUAUCCAUUUUACAGGAUCAGCUAGCUAUUUUAAGUUACCUUUUAUAUGUAAUAAUUUAAAUGAAAUAAUUUUUAAGGAUAUUCAUGUGGAUAAAGAAUCAAUAAAUAGAUUUAUUCUGCAUAAUAAAAAUUCAGAGGAUAUAUCUUUUAAUAUAUUUAAUUAUAAGGAAUUAGGCAAAUAUUAUCUGUCUUUAGUGAAAUUUGAUAAUAGCAAUUUACAUAUUUUAAAAAAAAAGGAAAAAAAAACAUUUGAAAUAAAAUUUUUACCAGAAAAAUACAUAAAGUUGGAAAUACCUCUAUAUUUAAAUAUUAAUUAUAAAGACAAGUUCAUAGUUUUUUAUUUAACAAAUAUUAAAGUAAAUAGUAUAUGCUAUAAAGUUAUGUUAAAGGAGAAUAUACUAACGUUUAAUAAAAUAAAUACAAAAGAAGAUGAUAUAAGUAUAGAUCAAGAAAAUGUAAAUGAAAUUAAUGAAAUAAAAGAAAAAUUAUUCAAAGGUUCAAAUAAUAAGGAUUCUAUAAAAAGUAAAAAGAUUCAAUUGCAUAAUACAGGAGAUAUGAACGCUCAAUUUCAUAUAAUUUUUCCUCCAAAAUACGAAAAAUUUUUAUUUUUAUAUCCUAAAAAUGGAAUUAUUUUUUCUUUCAACAUAACAAACAUUUACAUAUUUAUAGAUACUGAUUCUAUAAGCAGAGAUUUAUAUAUUAACGACGUAAUUGUAGAAUUAUUUCCUAAAUUUAAUAAAAUUAAUAAUAAAAUUUUUUUUAAUAUAUUUAUUAAUUCAUCAAAUAAUAUGAUACAACAUAAAAGUACAUUUAAAAAUAAUUUAAAAACAAUUACAAGAGUAACAAAUGUAGAAGAACUAAAAGAGGAUUUAGAGGAUGAAAAGAGCAUGAAUAAAAAAAAUCAUAAUGUUGAUUGCAAAGAAGAAAAAAUUAGCAUAUUUCCCUUAAAAAAUGAAACUGUCAUUACAUUUUUAACAGAUAUUAGAAAAGAAAUAAGAAAAACAAUAGAGCUAUUCAAUAAUAGUCAAUCAAAUUUUAAAGUAAAACAUAAAUUUUUAUCUAAUGAACAAAAUUUUUUUUCUGUUAUAAAAAAUGAAGAUGUAAUAAAAGCGAAUGAUACUGGAUCUUUCCAGAUUGUGUAUAAUCCUCUAUUUGUUCUUAAAAAAAAAAACAAUAAUUAUCAUAAUAAUUUGUGUGAUAAAUAUCAGAAAUAUUCUUCAGAAAUACAUCAUAUAUCAAAAUUAGUUAUCUAUUAUCCUAAUGAUGUUGUAAAGAAUUACACUCUGUUAGGUUAUUCAGAUAACAGUUCCUAUGAAAAAAAAUUUUAUUAUAAUUUAAAUUCCAAAGCUUUAAACAAUGCUUCAGUAAGAAUAAAGAAUUGGAUAAAUGAAAAUCAAACAUUGAUGAUUUCUCAUUAUUGUUGUGAUAAAAAUUUGUGUGUUAUAAAUAAUAACCUUUUCUUUUUUUACAUACAAAAUAAAUUCGAUUUAACUAAUAGGGAAGAAAAAAAUUUAUCAUUUAAGGUUACUUCAUUAAAAGAGGGUAUGUUUUAUGUAAUGUUAAUUUUGUCAAACGAAAAAUAUGAAGAUAAAUAUAAAAUAUUACUCCAGUUUGAAAUGUCAAAAAGUGACUUUUUAUCUGUAAAAAAUAUUAAUGCAAAUAAAAAAGAAAUAUUAAAGGAAAAUGUUUUUAUUUAUAAUCCAUUAGAUGAAAAUAUACCAAUAGAAACAAUUUUUGAUUAUACAUACAUAUUUUUUGAUAGUCCUAUAAUUCUUGAGAAAAAAAAAAAUAACAAAAUAAGCAUAUACUUUUGUAUAGUAAAAAACGAAAUUAAUAAAAAUGUAAUAAUUUCCUUUUUUAAUAAAACAAUAGGAAAAUAUAAUUUCAAAUUUGUUCUUAAUAUAAACAUAAAUGAAUUUGAAGAAAAUUUUUAUUUCAAUACUGAUUUAGGUUCAGUUCAAAUUAACGAAAUUUCUUUUACAAAUAUAUGCAAUCAAAAAAUUAAUUACGAUGUAGUUAUAGAAGAUUUUGACGAAAAUAAUAAAAAUUCAAAACAUAUAUUCCAAUGUGUAGAUAAAAUAACUGUUAAACCUAUUGAUAUAAACUUUUUUUUAAAAAAUGAUACACUAAAUAAUUUGUCCGAUAAAAUAAGUUUAACUAUUAAGUAUAAUCCCCCUGAUAUUAAAAUUAAUAAAGCUAUUUUAAAGCUAGGUUUAAUAAUAGGAAAAAGUGUACCACCAAAACCUAGAGGACCAAUAUUUUGUUCAUCACAAAAAACAACUUUGAUUGAUUUUACAAAUCCAUUCUUUCAGCUAAAGCAAUUUUUUCUCAAAUCUGAUGAAAAUUUCAUUAUUCCCUUCGAAAAUACAAAAAUUGAAGCCAGACAAACAGUUCAAAUUCCAGUUAAAUGUAAAACAAAAAAUGCCACAUCUGGAAAACUUAUACUAAAAUCAGAAGAUGAUAUUAUAUGGACAUAUUAUUUAACAGGACAAUAA